AUGGUAAAGAAAGCUCCUUAUCUACUCAUAUCUAACACACUCUAUAGUCCUGCUGAAUGUCCCUUUUCUUGUCGAUACACAAGCUCUCCUUGUUGUCCCUUCAUUGGUGAACCUGUAUGUGAACCUACUUGUUAUACCUUUGCUCCUUGUGAAGUGACACCUUGUCCUGCCGAUUGCCCAUACGAUUGCUUUUAUCCUAAUGCUGAUUAUUGUUGUCCUCAAAGUGGCCAAGCUGUCUGUAGAAAC
Molecule: messenger RNA, 246 nt
Organism: Gilbertella persicaria
Lineage: Eukaryota; Fungi; Mucoromycota; Mucoromycetes; Mucorales; Choanephoraceae
Exons: 1
Source: RefSeq, a predicted model, not a curated record